GCCGCGCAGCGCCAUCUAGCGGGGCCUGCCGCGCGCCAGGUGCGCCAUGCCCGCACCGCGGCCGCCGCCCGCCUCCAGUCCGCCGACACGCGCUUUAACGAAUACACGUCCGUACGGCUCUUACACGCCGCAACACGCGACGCGCGCGUUUCGAACGUAGUGCACUAUCGCGACCGGUUCGCCGCCGCCGAUGAGCAAACAGUGACAUCUCGAUUCUUGUGCUGUGUGACUUGCAGUGAAACUCAGUGUGUACUUGUGCAAGUGAUGGAUUACUACGGAUCCUCCGUCGAGUGCUGACCACGCCGGGUCUCGGGUCGUAUGCCCCGGCGCCGCUAGCACGGACGCGCCAGCAUGCGCGCCCCCGCUGUGCUCAUCGCCCUGAUAGGGUUUCUACCCCAGGUGCUGACAUCUGGUUCCUUCGAACUUAGGAUAAAAAGUUUUACGAACUCGUUGGGUAGGUUAAGUAGUGGCCAGUGCUGUGAUGGUUCCUCAAGUAGUAGUGAUGCGCCGUGUUUGGCGCCGUGCAGGACUAAAUUCCGAGUGUGCCUCAAGAUUUAUCAAGCAAACAUCGAUACGACAUCACCGUGUACCUUUGGUGAUAUCACGACACCAGUGUUGGGUGGAAACUCAUUGGAUGUGCCUAAUCUCAACGUGCAGGGGUUUAGCAAUCCCAUCGUCUUCCCCUUCGAUUUCACAUGGCCGGGCACAUUCUCGCUCAUAGUCGAAGCGUGGCACGAUACGAACGAAACGUCGAGAUCAGAUGACACACUAAUCGCGCGGAUGACUAAGCAGAGCAUAGCCGACGUCGGAGGGCCUUGGGUUGAAGAGGAGCAGCGGUGGGGUGGUCCUGGUGAAGCCCACUUGAGGCUGUCGUACCGGGUGACCUGCGCGGCGCACUACUACGGAGCCGGCUGCGAGGUGCUGUGCAGGCCGCGGGACGACGCCUUCGGUCACUACACCUGCUCCCCGUCUGGCGAAAUCGUCUGCAAGCCCGGCUGGACUGGGGAUUACUGCUCGAAACCGAGGUGUCUGCCCGGCUGCGACGCGGAGCACGGCCACUGCCUCAAGCCCGACGAAUGCAUUUGUCAUACGGGCUGGGUGGGCGAACUCUGCGACCAAUGCCAGCGGCAUCCGGGGUGCUUCCACGGCACCUGCACGAAACCUUGGGACUGCAAUUGCGACGAAGGCUGGGGUGGGCUCUUUUGCAACCAAGAUCUGAACUAUUGCACUAAUCACCGACCCUGCAGAAACGGCGGAACUUGCCACAACACCGGGCAAGGCAGCUACACCUGCGUCUGCCCCCCAGAAUAUACGGGUCUCAAUUGCGAAAAAUCAUUACAUUCCUGCGCCGUGCGACCUUGCCUGAACGGAGGAGCUUGCGUCCAAGAAGGCAAAGAACUCGUCUGCGCCUGCCCGUCCGGAUUCGAUGGGGCGCAAUGUGAAACACGAAUCCUUACUUGUGCUGAUCAACCAUGUCGCAACGGAGGCACUUGUGAAACUAGACCAUCGGGCUACGUGUGUACUUGUCCACCUGGAUUCGCCGGCACCGAUUGCGCUUUAGAAGCCGAUCCUUGCGCGGGCAACCCUUGCCGGAACGGAGCGACUUGCUCGCGCGCCGGCGACAGCUACAAAUGCUCCUGCAAGCCCGGCUUUAAAGGCAACCGAUGCGAGGUGGACAUCGACGACUGCGCAGGGGUAGUGUGCGAGCACGGUGGGACUUGCGUCGACCUGGUGAACGACCGGCGAUGCCAAUGCGCACCCGGCUUCGUGGGCGCGCGCUGCGAGACGCGCGUCGACUUUUGCAAGGCGAAGCCGUGCGCAAACGGGGGCAAAUGCCUGGUGCUCGACAACGACUACGAAUGUAGAUGCCAGCCCGGUUUCGAGGGGAAGGACUGCAGCAUCGACAUAGAUGAGUGCGCGUCUUCGCCGUGCCAGAACGGGGGGACGUGCCGCGACCGAGUCGACGGCUACCACUGCGACUGCUCGGCGGGUUGGGGCGGGAAAGCGUGUACUGUAUUGCUGGCGGAUUUCGUGUCGAAGCCGGCGGGGGGUCACUUGAGGCGGGUGGGGGAGGACGUGGAGGAGGAGAGUUUGUCGGGGCAGCACGUGGCGUUAAUAGCGGCGCUUUCGGCGGCGGUGCCGGCGUUGGCGCUGGCGGCCGCGGUGGGCGUUGCCUGCGUGAGGAGACGGAGAAAACGCGCGCAAAACGCCGCGGAUGCAGAGGCGCGCGCUCAGAACGCGGCCAAUGCAGGCGGCGGCGGGCGCGUGAUCCGCAACACGUGGGGCAAGUGCGACGCGCCCGCGCCCGAGUGCCAGAACGCGCACAACGCCGCCGCGGAGGAGUGCAAGCGGAAGACUCUCAACACGGAGAGCGCCGCGCGGCUCCUGGCGGCCCUCGACCCUAGACUGUCGAGGCUUUCGUCAGACUCGGCGUAUUGUGCCAAUAGCGAUACGUCGUUAGUGAAACGGGCGCUCGAAGGCGGAGGGGUGUAUGUGUUAGACGACCACUGCUUACCGCCGACCUUCGCCACGCAAGUGUAGUGCGCGGACACGCGAUGAACUAGGAAAAAAUAACUUAUUUAUUCACAAACGGACGCUCGUGCGAAACCAAUCAGGCUGUGCGCCGCGUGUAAAUAUAGAGAUAAAUACGAAGAAAAUAAAAGUGUAAAGUGACACCCCCUGUAUAAACGGCUAGGAUUAAGCAUUCGGUGUAUUUAUUCGCGAUCCGUACGCCAUGUAAAUAGUAAAGGCGGGACGGAUCGCACUCUCUCCGCCCCUAUCGGCGAGCGUCACUGUCGACUGGAAUGUGUUCAAUGUGUGUUUGUGUGUAUGUGUAUCUCUUUACACGUCAGCCAAAAUUGUAAGUUUGGGUCCACACGUUAAGUACGCUAAUCGCUUUUUUACAGUAUAGUUUUUAUUUUAAACUUACUAUUGAAUCGUUGACAAAAGACAUGCAGUACCAUUGUAAUGUAGCGUGUGCACCCAUUCUAUGGUGUAGUGAGAUUAAAAACCCCAGUGUCCGCCGAUGUGUGAAGAUGUACAAUCGAGGACACAGUUGGAAGUCCUACGUAAUUUUAAUUCGUUUAUUGCUUGCAUUCAAUCUUGUUAGUUCGUUUUUUCCUAUUAUCGGGAUUGAAGCAAUUAUGUUUGAAAUUGGAAGACAAGUAACUUCCUCAAAGCUCCUUGAUUGUACGCGUCAAGAAUGAAGUUGAUGGUGAAGACCGCGCGAGCUGUGGGGCCGUGGUGGACCACGUCCACUGUCUGCGAUCUCUGUAGGUAUCGGUGCGGAGCGAGCGCCCGAGCAAUAUCGGUCUGUUGCGCGUGGCACCCGCCAUUCGCAGGGGCAAUACUUGCCGCCAUUACUAUUGCAACCAUUUUAAAUCUCGAUCCAUCUCUGCAAUCUCCCCUCAUUUUUCUAUUUUUCCGAAAAUAAUCAUCUUUUUUAUCUCUAUACUACAUAGUGUAGUGUUUAUUUCCAUUUUGAAUCCACAUGCUUGUUUUACCACACUUGGUAUAAAAGUUAAAGCUAUUUCUCAAUGGUAAUAUUUCCCAUUCUCUAUAAUGCUAAGGUAUUGUCCCUGCGAAUCUUAUGACACCACUAAUAACACUAUCUUUCUCGACUCGCACCAGUACAGAAGCCAAACCGUGCGUAAAUUAAGAUUCUUAGACUAAUUUAUGAAAGGAAAACGCGAAUGAUGCGUUCAUCAGUUUUUUUUACAUUGAUUAUUUUUUUGUGAUUGACUAAUUAUUGUCGUUUGUUCCUAUGAUUUAUUAUUAUAGUGAAAGUUAUAUUUCCGUUAAAAAUCUUGUUCAGGUUUUCUUGAAAAUCAACAAAGAUUUUUUGCAAACUUUUUAGCUUCCGCAUUUUUGGAUGGUGUACAUCAGUUAGCACAAUAACUUUACGUUCCUGGCCCGAACGCCAUUUUUGUCUUUUCCAUUUCGUUGUCGCCAAUGGAAGAGGCACAAAUCGCUUUCGAAUAAUUCAAAAUGUGAAAAUAUCACGCGCGUUGUUAGUCCAUAGGUUAAAAUAACAGGUGUACUUAUAACUAAGAAACAAAUGUCGAAACCUAAGUCAUUUUGUAUAGAAAAAAACUAUUAAGUUUUAGAAUUGUAAGUAUAUUCUCCAUUAUUUUCGUAAGAGUACUUUGACAAUAUAAAGCGUCACUAGGCAACAUAGGACAUAAUAAUUCAGGUUGUUUUAACUUAUUUAUUUUAAUAGGUACAGUUCUCGAAGUACGUUGUGUUAAUGAAGAUUUGGACUCUCGACAGAACACAUGUUCCUUUGUGAAUUUGUGUGCUGUUGACAGAGAAUCGUCUAUGAAAUAAUUUAUGUAAAAUUACAGUUUUUUUAUAUAUAAAACUUGUAGAUAUUAUUUGGUAAGUGAUAGGUGUUACCUCUUAUGUUGCCUUUUGUACGAGGACGUAGAAUAAAAUGGUAAAAGGACAAUUGUAAAAUUUAUAUCAAGAUAUGAAUAGACUGAUCAAUAAUAAUGUUCUUGUAUUUAAUUUUGUAAGAUGACAAAUCGUAAGUUUAAAAUUAUGCGGAAAUAAACACAAAGCCAAUUAUUGUUCUACUACAAUAGAAUGUUUUGUACUUAAAAUUGAUCACAAUGAAUGUCUUUCAUUUUUCUUUUUGAGAAUUUUUAAUAUGUAGCCUAAUGAUUUAUAUUAAUUUCCGAGCAUACCAAUAAAAUGACAGUAUUUUAAUUAAUUUAUUACUACUUUAUGAUUACAUGUUUUGAAUUCCCGUGUUUUAUAAGAGAAAUCAUUGAUCUAAUUAUUUUUUGAGCUUUGCUUACAAUUGACUGAAGCAAAUUGACUUCUUGAUUAUUUUCGACACAUUUUUACUGGAAAUCAUGAAUGUAUUUGUAUUUGAAUCUGUGAGUAUACGGAAAUUAUAAAAUUCAAAUCAUUCCACUAGCUUAAUCUUUUUUAAAAAAUCUUAUAUAAUCUCAAUAUUUUCAUAAAAUUGUUUAUUUUGCAUGAGACCAGUGAUUUAUUAUUUUGUAUUGUCUGUGGUCAAAGUACAGUAGAUACUCCUUGUUACUUUGGUACAUUCUCAUUUUUUCUAUUUCAAAAGAAAAAUGAAAGUAAUCACCCAUAGAUAACUAAUUCCAUAGGAUUAUAUUGUCAGAAUAAAAGUCAAAUUGUAUAAAUUUUCAUCUACUUAGCUUGCCAUGGGCAUUCCCAGGCGUAGCUCUAAUGCAGUGAUAGUAAUUGCCAGAAUGCUUGUAACGUAUGUGUACGUGCAGUGAGGCCGCGAAAAAUAAAAUGUUAAUAAACAAUUGUUUACAAAAGA
Chilo suppressalis (striped riceborer) is the source of this 5299-nucleotide messenger RNA. The record is from the annotation of a GenBank genome assembly. Lineage: Eukaryota; Metazoa; Arthropoda; Insecta; Lepidoptera; Crambidae.